AUUGUGGUCUUGACAAAUGUUGGAAUCUAAUAAUAACCCCUCCUUCCACCAACCAGGCAGCGGCGUGUUCUCCUCCAGGGAGACGGAGAUAGCAGGUGCUUGCACAGGCAGCGAACCGAGCGCUGCCUCCGGCCGCCAUCCAAGCAGAGUAGCUGGGAAUGGCGUCUCUGGGCUCGGGUGUUUAUGUGAUGAGAACGCGGGGAUCAGGCAGGAGCACAGCUGUGGAGAGGAGGAACCUGCUGACGGUGUGCAGGUUUUCGGUGAAGACUCUGCUCGACCGCUGCUGUUUCGAGAUGAUUGAUGAAUCCUCUCCCGAUUUCACCAACUUUGUUUCCAUCCUGGAGCACAUUUUCAAUCAUCGACUCAAAGGUCAGACCACCUGGUUUGGAUAUGAGAGUUCUCGCUGUUUCUGGGAUUACAUUAGAACAGCCUGCAGUAAAGUCCCUCACAACUGCAUCCGCAGCAUCGAGAGCAUGGAAAACGUGCGUUCGUCCAGAGCUAAGGGCAGAGCGUGGAUCAGAGUGGCACUGAUGGAGAAGAGACUCUCGGAAUACCUUUCAUCUGCUCUGAGGGACUUAAAAACCACCAGGAGGUUUUAUGAAGACAGCGCCAUCAUGCUGGGAGAGGAGGCGGGGCUGUUGGCGGACACACUGAUUGGACUCAACACCAUCGACUUCAGCUUCUGUCUGAAGGGGGAGGGUCUGGACAGCAGCUGCCCUGCAGUGAUCGACUACACACCGUACCUGAAGUUCACUCAGAGUGCAGACAGCGUCAGCAGUGACGAGGAGGAGAUGAGGACGCUGGGCAGCAGCGGCAGUGAGAGCAGCUCCCCCAACAAGACCGCCUCAGCCACCGCCGCCUCCAUCUUCACCGAGCAGAGCAACUUGGUCAGCAAGUGCAAACGCUUCGAGCAGAUGUAUCGAACAGCACUGGAGCAGAAGGGUUACCUGGAAGAACUGGUGCGUGCACGUGAAGCCCAGCUGUCAGAGGCCGUGUCGCACAACAAAGCUCUCCAGAAGAACCUCACAGACACACACCUGUCACACACACUGGAGAAGGAGCAGCUGGAGUUCAUCAUCCUGGAACUACGGGACCAGCUGACAAUUCUAAAGAACAAUGAUCUACGGUCCAGACGGGAGUUGACGGCUCAUCUGACCAAUCAGUGGCCGUCUCCUGAGGCUUUGGACACCAACGCAGUCGCGCUGGACAUACUGCUAUACAGGAAGAGCAACGGACAGUGGGAGGAGAAGACGUUCCAGAGUCUGGAGCAGCUGUCCACGGACACCAGCCUGUCUCAAGCCUCCCUGGGACCACCGCACUCACUGGGUCCUGAGGGUCGGACCUUGAGCACACAGUGGCACCAUAAAGAAGAGACCCCGUCCCUCCGAGGUCUGUGCGGCUCCCUCACCUCUGUGGCCAGCUACAAGUCACUGGCCAGCCUCAGGUCCAACGAGUGUCUGGCCAGUCCUGCUACAGAACUCAGCAGCCCGGGGAUCAGUCCUUCAUGAGGGACGAGGGGCUUUUGAAGAAACGGCCAACACAGCCACUGACCGCCACUGACACAGCAGCUGUCGCCGUAGCUGAGGCUGAGAGUUUGGUUCUGCGUGUGAGGGCCAGAGGUUUUAUCUGAGGAACGGUGGACGAGGCUACGACAGAGCAACGUUAAGAAGAGGUUAAACUGAGACCAGCUCUGUGUCUCUGUGUCUUAUAAGAAGAGUUAAAACACACCGCUCAGUUCAUGUAAAUGUGAACAUCGAUUGUUGCCUAAAUGUCUUUGUUCUGUGUACUUUGGCUAGCUUUUUGUUAGCUUUCCAGAUCGUCAGAUAGUAACUGUCAGCUGGUAGUGUUGAUUUAUGUGUCUCUGUACAGCAAUGGCUCUAAGGGCCAAACAUUUCUUUAGAAUGCAAGAAUGCAGGUUAUGAAUUUAACGUGCAUUAUGGGAAAUGUAGUUUAUGGUAAACCUACAUUAACGUACGCUAGAAUUGUGAAUAACUUGCCAUACAUACAGUAUGUUAUACACAGUAAAGUUGUACUUUGCAGUAAUUCAUCUAGUAAACAUUAGACUCUGUACCAUAGAGUUUUAUAAACCACACCAAGUUAUGCUGUAAUGGGCCACAUAAAAUGAUGCACUGGGCCGGAAUGGGCCCGCGGACCUUGAGUUUGACGUAUGUGCUGUACAGUAUAAAUGACGCAGCAUUGGG
Molecule: messenger RNA, 2201 nt
Organism: Cynoglossus semilaevis (tongue sole)
Lineage: Eukaryota; Metazoa; Chordata; Actinopteri; Pleuronectiformes; Cynoglossidae
Gene: rundc3b
Product: RUN domain containing 3b
Exons: 11
Coding region: 159-1508 (449 amino acids)
Source: RefSeq, a predicted model, not a curated record